AAAUUGACUCAGUUCCAUUUUAGCUCCGACUCAAAACAACACGUGCAACGGCACGCAAUUUGAUUUAUAUUAUUAUUGAGUGGUUUUCUAAAUGAAACAAGCCUGCAAAAUGCUGGAGGAGAUGAAAACAAUGAAGACCACUCCGGUGCUGACCAAUUCUCGGCCGGAGUUCAAGCAGAUACCCAAAAAGCUGAGCAGGCACCUGGCCAACUUGGGAGCACCCCAUGUGGACUCCUUCGACGAGAUGCUUACCGUAGGCCUGGAUUACGUAGCCAAAAACAUGACUCCCAUUUACUGGCAGAGUCCCGCUGGCGAGAAAAUCACCCUCAAAGUGGAAGCCAUUUGGAUUGCAAAGCCACAGGUGCCCCAGGAUGUGAUUGAUGUGCGCACACGUGAGAUAUACCCCACAGACUCGCGACAGCUGCAUGUCUCCUACUCCGGCAUGUGUUCCGUGCGUUUGGGCUGGAGUGUUAAUGGUCUGGAGAAGACCCCCAUCAACAUAGAUCUCGGUGAACUGCCCAUUAUGCUGCGAUCAAAGGCAUGUAAUCUGGGAGGAGCCAGCCCUAAGGACAUGGUGAAGCACGGCGAGCACGACAGCGAGUGGGGUGGUAUAUUCGUGAUCCGUGGAAAUGAGAAGAUUGUCCGUAUGCUGAUCAUGACCCGUAGAAACCAUCCCAUCUGCGUGAAGCGUUCUUCGUGGAAGGAUCGUGGCCAAAACUUCAGCGACCUGGGAGUGCUAGUCCAGACUGUCCGUGAGGAUGAGUCGUCCUUGAGCAAUGUACUCCACUAUCUGAACAAUGGCACCGCCAAGUUUAUGUUCUCCCACGUGAAAAGGCUGUCGUAUGUGCCCGUGUGCCUCAUCCUCAAGUGCCUGGUGGAUUAUACGGACGAGGAGAUCUACACCAGACUCGUCCAGGGCUACGAAUCGGAUCAGUACUAUGUGUCCUGUGUGCAGAGCAUGCUGCGGGAAGUCCAGAAUGAAAGUGUUUACACUCACUCGCAGUGCAGGAGCUUCAUUGGCAACCUCUUCCGCUCGCGUUUCCCCGAGGUGCCUGAGUGGCAGCCAGACGAAGAUGUCACAGACUUUAUCCUCAAGGAACGCAUCAUGAUUCACCUGAACACCUACGAGGAGAAGUUCCAGUUGAUUGUGUUUAUGAUCCAGAAGCUGUUCCAAUGCGCCCAGGGCAAGCACAGAGUGGAGAACGUUGACUCGGCGAUGAUGCAGGAAGUACUCCUGCCGGGUCAUCUCUACCAGAAGUAUCUGGGUGAGCGGGUUGAAUCCUGGGCCAUGCAGGUGCGCCGCUGUCUCCAAAAGAAACUGAACACUCCGGAUAGCUUGCUGACCAGCGCCAUAAUGACUCAGUGCAUGCGGCAGGCGGGAGGAGUGGGUCGCUCCAUGGAGUCCUUCCUGGCCACGGGAAAUAUAGCCAGUCGCACGGGCCUGGGUCUGAUGCAGAACAGUGGCUUGGUCAUCAUGGCGGAGAACAUUAACCGAAUGCGUUACAUGUCCCACUUCCGGGCCAUUCAUCGUGGCUCCUACUUCACAACGAUGAGAACCACGGAGGCCCGUCAGCUGCUGCCCGAUGCCUGGGGCUUCAUUUGCCCGGUUCACACUCCCGAUGGCACGCCUUGCGGUCUGCUGAAUCAUCUCACGCUAACUUGCGAGAUCUCAAAGCGUCCAGAUCCCAAGUUGGUGGAGGUCAUACCCUCCAAGCUCAUAGAGAUGGGCAUGCUGCCGCUGUCCAACCGGCGAGAGCCCGAUGCCAAGCUCUAUGUGGUCUUCCUGGAUGGCAAGCAUCUUGGAUACAUUCAUCAAUCGGAUGCCACCAAGAUUGUUGAGGAUUUGAGAUAUGGCAAGAUUGUUGGAACCUUUCCCCAGAUGAUGGAGAUUGGCUUUAUUCCGUUUAAGAAAAACGGCCAGUUUCCGGGUCUUUUCCUGGCCACUGGACCCGCACGAAUGAUGCGUCCCGUGUGGAACCUCAAGUGGAAGCAGGUGGAGUAUAUUGGAACCCUGGAGCAGCUAUACAUGGAGAUAGCCAUUGAUCCCAAGGAGAUGUAUCCGGAAUUCACCACUCACCUGGAGCUGGCCAAGACGCACUUCAUGAGCAACCUGGCCAACCUGAUUCCCAUGCCGGACUACAACCAGUCGCCUCGUAACAUGUACCAGUGUCAGAUGGGAAAACAAACCAUGGGCACGCCGUGCCUCAAUUGGCCCAAACAGGCGGCCAACAAGUUGUACCGCCUUCAGACUCCAGCCUCGCCUCUCUUCCGACCCGUUCACUAUGACAACAUCCAGCUGGAUGACUUUGCCAUGGGCACAAAUGCCAUAGUCGCGGUCAUCUCCUACACGGGCUACGACAUGGAGGAUGCCAUGAUUAUCAACAAGGCGGCCUAUGAGCGAGGCUUUGCCUAUGGCAGCAUCUACAAGACCAAGUUUGUGACGCUGGACAAGAAGAGCAGCUACUUUGCCCGGCAUCCGCACAUGCCGGAACUGGCCAAGUACCUGGACACCGAUGGCCUGCCACAUCCCGGCUCCAAGCUGAGCUGUGGGGACCCCUUGUACUGCUACUUUGAUGGGGAGGUGGCCACCUAUAAGGUGGUGAAAAUGGAUGAGAAGGAGGAUUGUAUGGUGGACAGCAUCCGGCAGCUGGGAACCUUUGACCUUACGCCCAAGAAAACAGUGGCCAUUACGUUGAGAGUGCCACGACCGGCUACGAUAGGCGACAAGUUUGCCUCACGAGCUGGACAAAAGGGUAUUUGCUCACAGAAAUAUCCUGCCGAGGAUCUGCCCUUCACGGAGUCCGGCUUGAUUCCAGACAUUGUGUUCAAUCCCCAUGGCUUCCCCUCCCGUAUGACCAUUGCCAUGAUGAUCGAAACGAUGGCGGGUAAGAGUGCCGCCAUGCACGGUAGUGUCUACGAUGCCACGCCCUUCAGGUUCUCCGAGGAGAACACGGCCAUUGAUUACUUUGGAAAAAUGCUGGAGGCGGGUGGCUAUAAUUACUAUGGCACGGAAAGGCUAUAUUCCGGCGUAGAUGGCCGUGAAAUGACGGCGGAUAUAUUCUUUGGCGUGGUUCAUUACCAGCGACUGCGUCACAUGGUCUUUGACAAGUGGCAGGUGCGUUCCACGGGAGCGGUGGAGGCGCGUACCCAUCAACCCAUCAAGGGACGCAAGCGGGGUGGCGGCGUGCGUUUUGGAGAGAUGGAAAGAGAUGCUCUGAUCUCUCACGGUGCCGCCUUCCUGCUGCAGGAUCGUCUGUUCCACAACUCUGACAAGACGCACACGCUGGUGUGCCACAAGUGUGGCUCCAUUCUGGCGCCGCUCCAGCAGAUUGUCAAGCGGAAUGAGACGGGCGGACUCUCCUCCCAGCCGGAAAUGUGCCGGUUGUGCGGGGACAACAGCUCAGUGUCCAUGAUCGAGAUUCCGUUUUCCUUCAAGUUCCUGGUCACCGAACUGAGUUCGGUUAACAUCAAUGCCAGGUUCAAGCUGAACGAGGUUUAGGUGGAUUAUGAUCUUAGAUUAUUGUUAGGGUUUAUCUUUAUUCAUUGUAUGAUUUAUAAUAAAGUUGAUUUAAAAAAAAAAAACAAAAACUUUAACGAGAAAGGAAACUAACUUUGCUGAUGUUUGUAUACCCUUGCAAUUUGACCAAGGAGCGAAAUUUGAAUCUAUCGUAACUAAGCCAAAAAAGCCUUAAUUUCCAAUCGGAAAACAGUUUUUUGCUAGUUUAUAUUAGGUUAAAAGUUCU
Molecule: messenger RNA, 3743 nt
Organism: Drosophila kikkawai
Lineage: Eukaryota; Metazoa; Arthropoda; Insecta; Diptera; Drosophilidae
Gene: Polr1B
Product: RNA polymerase I subunit Rpl135
Biological process (GO): DNA-templated transcription
Cellular component (GO): RNA polymerase I complex; nucleus
Molecular function (GO): DNA binding; ribonucleoside binding
Source: RefSeq, a predicted model, not a curated record